GACGCUCGCGGGCCCCCAGGCUAACCCCCGCUGUAGCCUUAAAUCUCCUACCAUGGGGGAAGAAGGCGGCGGCCGCAGCUGUGGGACCACUAUGGAGCUGCAGAAGCUGAAGCAGCAGGCGAUGGAGUACUACCGGGAGAACGACGUUCCGCGCAGGCUGGAAGAGCUGCUCAACUCCACCUUCUACCUCCAGCCUGCAGACGUCUACGGGCACCUGGCAAACUGCUUUUCGAAACUUGCAAAGCCUCCCACCAUAUGCAGAGUAGUGGGGAAAAAUGUACUGGAUGGACUGGGGCUUCCAACCCUACAAGUGGAAAUAUUCUGCACCGUUCAAAAUUUUCCCAAGAACAUAUGUUCUGUGGUGAUCUCAACUCACUUCGAAGUCCACGAGAACACUUUACCUGAGCUAGUUGAAGCGGAGAACAUAGAGAGGUUGGAGGCCGUCAGCACGGCCGUGCGGUGGGUCAACGAAACCAUCACCCAGGAGCUUCGAGGGAUGGCGCCCUCCAGCCAGGCCGAGGUGGACCAGGUGCUCAGGACAUUCUUUGAAAAUAAAGUACAAGAAGAUAAGGAGAGAAAAGAAUCGGAAAAGAGCCUGGAAGACUCAGCAGUGCCUAUACCUUCACCUCUAACACCACCAGCACCUCCUCCACCUCCAGCCAAAAAAAAGGGACAAAAACAAGGGAGGAAGGAUACCUUUACAGAAAAACCAAUUCUACCUCCAGAGCCUGGCGAACCGGUACUCUGCGGCAGCAUGGCCAUUGGGGCUGUGUCACUUGCUGUUGCCAAAACCAGCGCCAUGCUGGACAGUAAUCCUCUCUACUUAAAUAUUGCGUUACUGAAGCACCACCAGGAACAUCCAGCAAAGCUAACUGUACCUCUGCUGAUGGUGUCUCUGGUCAGCUGUGGGAAGUCCUCACCUGGGAAGCUGAAUUUAAUGAAAGAAGUGAUUUGUAUACCCCAUCCUGGAUUAACAGCUAAACAAGGUGUGGAGAUGCUUCUGGAAAUUCAGAAACAUAUAAACAGAACAAUUGAAAUGCCCCCUCCUCCAAAAACAGAGACAAAAAAAGGUCACAAUGGAGGCAAAAGAAGUCAACAGCCAAUCACUGGCAAGAUGUCCCAUCUUGGCUGUUUAACCAUUAAUUAUGACACCACAGAGCAGCCACUGCUUCUAAUACAAGGGAUCUGUGCGAACCUAGGGCUGGAAAUGGGAACAAAUCUGCAUCUAGCCAUCAACUGUGCUGCACACGAGCUGAUGGACUAUAGUAAAGGAAAGUAUGAAGUGAUGAUGGGAACCUACAAAAAUGCAGCUGAGAUGGUUGACCUGUAUGUGGAUCUGAUCAACAAGUUCCCUUCAAUUAUUGCCUUAAUUGAUCCUUUCAGGAAGGAGGACUCUGAACAGUGGGACAGCAUCUACAAUGCUCUUGGUUCCAGGUGUUACAUAAUUGCAGGAACUGCAUCCAAAAGCAUUCCUAAACUUCUAGAGGAUGGGAACGUCAGUGUCCUCAGACAGAGUGGGCUCAUCAUAAAACAUACGAAUCAAACUACGGUGUCUGACUUGGUGGAAAUAACCAAUCUUAUGGACAGUAAGAAGCACGUCGCUGUCUUUGGAAGUACAGAAGGAGAGUCGUCCGAUGACAGCCUUGUCGAUUUGGCUGUUGGACUUGGCGUUCGGUUUAUCAAGUUGGGAGGUCUUUCUCGCGGCGAGCGGGUGACAAAGUACAACCGCCUGUUUGCUAUAGAGGAAGAACUUGUCCAGAAUGGAACACUGGGUUUCAAUGAAGAACACACAUUUUUCUACUUGAGUGAGGAAGCUGAAAAGGCUGCCGUGGCUGGUGAGCUGCCCGGGCCCCCGGGGCGCAUCUUCCCCACAGAAGUCGUGGAGGAAUCAGUCAAAACAUGAGCACACUCCGGACGAGGCUGCGCACUCCCCCGCCUACAGCCGCACCGCCGCUGUGGUGGGACUGGUAGCUCUGAAGUAUGUCUUCAUUUUGGUUUUGCUCUAAAACUUCACUAACUUGUGCGCUUUUUCUUCUUUUAAUUUCACUGGUGAAAUACAGAUAGUAUUUUGCCAAAAAUUACACCUGUGAACCUUGUCUGCCAGCCAUCACAUUUCUAUGGGGAUUUUGUUUGUAUCUGAGCUCUCUCCUUUCCAUGUUGGGGGCUCAUGACUUAGUACAAGAGUCCAGUACUUUUGUCGCCAACUCCACGCUCAAACACCUCAAUUAUACUUUACAAAUCAAAACAACUCUGAAAACAAAAAUCUUUUACAUUAGGCGCUCUCUGUGCCAGGAACAGGAGUACAUCUUCUGAUUUGAUCUUACAUAUCCAUGCUAGAAAGCACAAACACAUUUUUGUAGCCACCCUCAUGCAGAAGUAUGAGUGUUUCAGGAUUUUUGUAAGAGCAAACAGCUUCCUCUCACUUUCCUACCCUUAAUUCCCUUUUCCCUGAUUCCCACCUCUUUCUAAAUUUUAGUUUUCCUUUAUUAUUCAUACCGUUGUGGGUCUCCUUAGAUCCUUUUUGGAAAAAGAAUGAGUGUAAGUGAGUUAGCACAUCAGUGAAUGAAUAAAUAUUCUUAAGGCAAUGAAAUGCCCAGUUAUUUUCACUACAGGAUUUAGUAGGUGAUUAAAAAUGCUGCAACAUACAGAUUGAACUGUCUUUUUUGAAAGCCAGUGUUGGGGGUACAGCAGAGGAGCACUAGAAGUAAACAUUUUCAAACACAAAGCCAGUGUUGGGGGUACAGCAGAGAAGCACUAGAAGUGAACAUUUUCAAACACAUACCUAUAGAUAUAAUAAUAUCCAACUGCUUUGUAUGAUUUAGAUUCUCUGUUAAAAGUUACCAUUUGCUUUUCCUACAAAUUAUAUAAACUGCUAUGUACUGACCUGUGGGAGAACUGGCUAAGUUUAGAUUUUUGAUACAUUCUGUAAGUUUUUACUAAGCACACUGAGGACCUCUCCUUUUGGAGAGUACUAAUAGGGGAACUUACUGGCCUUAUGGUAGAGCCAAGGUCUUACUCUAAAAGCAGGCAUUUAAAAUAGCCUCAGUGUCAGAUUCUCUCAGAGCACAGGCAGGAGAAUUGGUUGGUACCACCCUACGUUGGGAGAACUGUGGCACAGCCUCUGGCUGUUACUGCCUUUCUGGAUGCUUACUGAUGAACAAUGGGUUAUGAGAAACUGGAAGAAAAAUUCAUUUUAAAGUCAAGAGGAACAUAACUAAAUGUUCACACAGCCUCUGCACAUGUACACAUGUAUACACACACACACACAAAGUAAAAUGUGGGGGAGAUCAUAGGAGAGUAUGCACUGGAAUUGUGAUACAAAUUAUAAGUAAAUGAAUGAAACCAGAGGAAAAAUGUGCAACUAAGUUAAUAACUAAAUUCAGUUAACCAAAGAGGUGAUUUAUUACCUCAACCAAGUCAACAUGGAGCGCAGCCUAUUCACCGUUUGCUCACUUGAGGAUUGGGGUCACAAGGGACAUGGAGCAUUUUAAAUUUCUGAAAGUGAUAAGCAGUUUCUAUUUAUCGAUUUUUCCUCUCUACAUAUAUGGAAAAGAAUAUAUAGUAAUAGAUAUAGAACAUAUAAUAUUACACGGACAAGAGAUGAAAGCAGCUCGUCAUACACCAUACUGGACAAUGGCAGUGGGACUGGGGAGUGUUAGUGCUCAGAGGAAACCACACAGAAUCCAGUCCUUCAGCAAGGCCUGCUUGGUGAUCCUCUUCAGGUCAGUGAUGAUGACGGA
Messenger RNA from Camelus dromedarius (Arabian camel), 3740 nucleotides. RefSeq names its product enolase 4 (gene ENO4). The record is from RefSeq and is a predicted model, not a curated record. The transcript is spliced from 14 exons. Bases 53 to 1903 code for a protein of 616 amino acids. NCBI's taxonomy places the organism in Eukaryota, Metazoa, Chordata, Mammalia, Artiodactyla, Camelidae. Gene Ontology annotation, molecular function: phosphopyruvate hydratase activity; magnesium ion binding. Gene Ontology annotation, biological process: glycolytic process. Gene Ontology annotation, cellular component: phosphopyruvate hydratase complex.